AUGCCUAUAGCAUCAACCCAUCACCAUCGUACUUGUACACUAUCACCUCCUAUAGCAACCUCCUUAACCUCUCCAGCCGGUGCCCCAUCACGCACCACGGUCCCCCACCACAGCAACACAGCACAUCCACCUACCCCAUCCAGCCUAGCGCCCUCGACCACUUGCCCGCAGUUCUCCCGCCACGCCCACCACAAACCACAAAACCUCUUCCAUCCUUCCUUCGCUCCACCACCACCACAACCACUCCCCCAUCACCACCACCGCUGCCGCCGCACCCCCGCCUCGGCGACAGCGGCACCCCAGCACGAGGUAAGCCUUGCACAUUUCCUCUUUCCACACAACAAUAACAACAACCUACCCACGGUGCCUGCACUGCUCUCGCUUGCAAGUGCUCGCAGGCUCGCCUUCUUCCCUGAUGAUCCAAACCACAAUGCAUAG
This is a messenger RNA of Aplosporella prunicola CBS 121167, 438 nucleotides long. RefSeq lists its product as uncharacterized. Lineage: Eukaryota; Fungi; Ascomycota; Dothideomycetes; Botryosphaeriales; Aplosporellaceae. The coding region runs from base 1 to 438 and encodes 145 amino acids. The transcript has a single exon. The record is from RefSeq and is a predicted model, not a curated record.